CCCAUUCACCACUGAAAGCAAAAGAGCUUUGUUUUGAAGGCUGCUUUUUAAGAAAUAUGCAAGGCUCCGAUGUAUAUGUCCUGUCAUCAGCAUUUGACUCACUUCAUAAAUAUAAAUUUGAUGGGGUUGUAUACCUCAGCUUUGCGCUUCUUGUCCUCGCAAGGUCUUGGGGGCCAUAAACCACUCUGGAAUGUGUUUGAAAAAAUUAUAUCACAAAGUUGCUUGAUUGAAGGACGCAGCCGUGACAAGAAGAUGCCUGACCGUGACACCUAUAAUGGUAAUGGUAGCGAUGAGGCAAGUGCCAACGCUGACGACAUCUGCCGAGACUUCCUGCGUAAUGUCUGCAAGCGGGGCAAACGUUGCCGUUUCCGCCACCCUGACAUGAACGAGGUGACCAACCUGGGGGUCAGCAAGAACGAGUUCAUCUUCUGCCACGACUUUCAGAACAAGGAGUGCGUCCGCAUCAAUUGCCGCUUCAUCCAUGGCACCAAAGAGGACGAAGACUGUUACAAAAAGACAGGGGAGCUUCCCCCGCGCCUCCGUCAGAAAGUGGCGGCCGGGCUUGGCCUGUCCCCGGCUGACCUCCCUAACAGCAAGGAAGAGGUUCCCAUCUGCCGAGAUUUUCUCAAGGGGGAUUGCCAGCGUGGGGCCAAGUGCAAAUUCCAGCAUCUGCAGCGGGAUUAUGAAUACGACGCCCGGGGCCUGGCUACCCGGGAACAGGGUAUCACCACCCCUGUGCGUCGCUAUGACCCCUAUGACCCAAUGUAUGACUCUGACCGAUGCUAUGAUGACCACGACCCUGUGCUCAAAAGGAGGCGAGUGGAUGGGCUCCACUUUGAAACGUACGAGUACAACUUUACUAGUCCGCGCACGGUGGAAUAUCGUCUCCUGGAAGAAGAAAACAUCAUGCUCCGCAAACGAGUAGAGGACCAAAAGCAGGUCAACAACCUCCUGGCCACCAACGAAGUCCUCUUGGAACAGAACGCCCAAUUCCGCAACCAAGCCAAAGUGAUGACCCUUAGCUCCACGGCUACAGCCACCGAGCAGACUCUGGCUCCGACCGUGGGCACUGUGACCAACUAUAACCACAGCAUUGCCCAAACUCACACGACUCUGAGCAGCCAGGCCCUGCAGCCACGUCCCGUCUCCCAGCAGGAUUUGGUAGCCCCCGCUGGAGCGCAGGCAGCACCCCCGAGCAACGCAGCCCCUCCUAUGAACCCUGAAAUCACCCCGCUGUCAGCAGCUUUGGCUCAGACCAUUGCCCAGGGGAUGGCUCCCCCUGUAUCCAUGGCCCCCGUAGCUGUAUCGGUAGCGCCGGUGGCUGUGUCGAUGGCUCAGCCUCUCGGGGGCAUUACCAUGAGCCAUGCCACUACUCCCAUGGUGACCUACCCCAUAGCCUCCCAGAGUAUGAGAAUAACAGCCAUGCCUCACUAGCCCAUGUUCAGUGUUAAUGCUAUCAUUCAGUCUACGCCAUGCUGUUCCUAAGUCAAGGCUGGGCACAGAUCCUGUUGAAAGUCAAGGCAAA
Molecule: messenger RNA, 1525 nt
Organism: Thamnophis elegans (Western terrestrial garter snake)
Lineage: Eukaryota; Metazoa; Chordata; Lepidosauria; Squamata; Natricidae
Product: zinc finger CCCH domain-containing protein 10-like
Molecular function (GO): metal ion binding
Source: RefSeq, a predicted model, not a curated record